Molecule: messenger RNA, 344 nt
Organism: Momordica charantia (bitter melon)
Lineage: Eukaryota; Viridiplantae; Streptophyta; Magnoliopsida; Cucurbitales; Cucurbitaceae
Source: RefSeq, a predicted model, not a curated record
AGGUGAAGGCUCUUAAAGAAGAGGAGAAGAUUGCAUUGGAGAGGAUUGAAGCUGAGUACAAGGAGCAAUUGGCAGGAUUGAGGAAAGAUGCAGAGGCUAAAGAACAGAAGUUGGCUGAGCAAUGGGCUGCAAAACACUUGAGCCUUACUAAGUUUCUUGAGCAUAUGGGUUGCAGAACCAGAAUUAGUGAGUCCGGUGGGAGGUGAGAGACCAACCAAGCACAGUUUUAAGUUUUGUAAUUGGCUCUUGUUUUUCUUCAUGGGAAAGCGAAAUCAUUCCUUUUUCAGUUACUCUUUUCAUAUUUUUACUUCCAUUUUGUAUCUAUUGACAUAUCUGAAACUCUG